ACUGUAUCUAUAGUUAUUUUUCAAAGUUUAUCCUUCUAAUUUUAUGGUGGCUAUUAGUUACCUCGUGCUUGCAUGUAAAAAAGACUUGAUUGUAGGUUAGAGAAUUGGAUUGUUUUUAAAUUAUAUUUCAAGUAAACAUAAAUUUCAAUAAAAUUGUCUCUCAUUACGUUGAUAUAAAUUUAUCUUGUAUUAAUCAUGGCGGUUCGUGUACAAUUUGAAAAUAACAAUGAAAUUGGUGUAUUUGCUAAAUUGACGAAUUCUUAUUGUCUAGUUGCAAUUGGUGGUUCUGAAAACUUUUAUAGUGUAUUCGAAGCCGAACUUGCUGAUACAAUUCCUGUAAUACACGCGUCGGUAGCAGGAUGUCGUAUUAUUGGACGAUUAAGCGUUGGAAACAAAAAUGGAUUAUUGGUUCCAAAUACAACUACGGAUACAGAAUUGCAACACAUAAGAAAUUCUUUACCUGAUAGUGUCAAAGUACAAAGGGUUGAAGAAAGACUUUCUGCUUUAGGAAACGUUAUUGCUUGUAACGAUUAUGUUGCUUUGGUUCACCCUGAUCUUGAUAGGGAAACUGAAGAAAUUUUAGCGGAUACUUUGAAUGUUGAAGUAUUUAGACAAACAGUAGCAAGUAAUGUUCUUAUUGGAUCAUACUCGGUUUUAUCUAAUCAAGGUGGUUUAGUACAUCCAAAAACUUCUAUUCAGGAUCAGGAUGAGUUAUCUUCCCUGUUACAAGUACCGCUCGUUGCAGGCACGGUCAAUAGAGGCAGCGAUGUUAUUGCUGCAGGCAUGGUUGUAAACGAUUGGGUCUCUUUUUGUGGGAUGGAAACAACUUCAACUGAACUUUCUGUUAUCGAAAGUGUUUUUAAACUUUCCGAAUGUGUUCCAGCUAAUAUUACAUCGACUAUGCGUGCAUCUCUUAUAGAAAGUAUGUCUUAAAGAAAUAUAAAACCGAAACAAAUUAAGCAAAUUAAUCCAUGAUAUACGAUAAGUGUACAUAUUCAUAGAAUCAAUGUUAAGUGGAUUACAAAUGCACAAUAUGAUGCAAUGCUUCUUUUUUUUUGGGUACUACUUUAUAAUUUCAACUAGAAAACCUUUCAAUGUAUUAAGACGUUCUAUAUUAAAAUUUAUACAAAUUCCCCACUCCCCUCCUUUUUUUAUCCAUUCUUUAUUCAUUUAUAUAAAAAAAAAAAGCAAAAAAAUUAUUGUAACGUUUUUUUGUAAUAACGGACGAUUUAAAAUCUAAAAAAAAGAUAAUAAUCCUUACUAAUUGUAUACAAGCAUCCUUGAAUUUACGCGAGUUUCCGUUUCACGUGGAUUGUUCUUUUCUUCACUUGAAUGAAAAUCACGUAAAUAAUUUAUAAUUACAAAAGAAAAAAAAUAAUUAAAAAUAAAAAUUAGUACAUCUUUUAGAAAUACGCGUAUUUAAUUAUAUUUUUAAUAUUAUUUUGUUAUGUAUAUAUAUAUUGAAAACUAUCGACGAAAUAUAUAGAUGCAAAGUGGUUAA
Molecule: messenger RNA, 1501 nt
Organism: Polistes canadensis
Lineage: Eukaryota; Metazoa; Arthropoda; Insecta; Hymenoptera; Vespidae
Gene: eIF6
Product: eukaryotic translation initiation factor 6
Exons: 6
Coding region: 196-933 (245 amino acids)
Biological process (GO): maturation of 5.8S rRNA; cytosolic ribosome assembly; ribosomal subunit export from nucleus
Cellular component (GO): preribosome, large subunit precursor; nucleolus; cytosol
Molecular function (GO): ribosomal large subunit binding
Source: RefSeq, a predicted model, not a curated record